GGGGCUCGGGGGCUCGGGGUCCUUCCACGGUGAGACGCGCGGCCUUUGAUCUCGUCCCUUCGCUACCAGCGUGCGCUGCAUGAGCUGGGGGCGGGCGCCCGUCCUCCUGCUCGGCGGAGGGGCCACGCUGCUCUUGUCGUUUCUUUGGAUGCCUGCGCUGCUGCCGGUGGCUUGCCGCCUUCUGGUGCUGCCCCGAGCCCUGCUGUCCAUGGCUUCCGGAAGCCCUCCGUCCCAGCCUUCUCCGGCCGCGGGCUCCGGCUACGUUCCAGGAUCAGUCUCUGCAGCGUUUGUCACUUGUCCCAACGAAAAAGUGGCCAAGGAGAUCGCCAGGGCAGUGGUGGAGAAGCGCCUGGCAGCCUGCGUCAACCUCAUCCCGCAGAUCACAUCCAUCUAUGAAUGGAAAGGAAAGAUCGAGGAAGACCGCGAGGUGCUGAUGAUGAUUAAAACCCAGAGCUCCCUGGUCCCUGCUCUGACGGACUUUGUUCGAUCUGUGCACCCUUACGAGGUUGCUGAGGUGAUUGCCCUGCCUGUGCAGCAGGGGAACGCCCCGUAUCUGCACUGGGUGCACCAGGUCACAGAAUCAGUUUCAGAUUCCGGCCCGGCCCUACCGUGAUGAGCCCUGUCCCUGCCCAGGCCCCUCCUCGGCUUAACAUCUGGGUUCCAGGUGAUGACGACUGAGCCCCCAAUAAAUCCUCUCCUGUUCUGCCACUGCCUCUUCCUCGUGUGU
This is a messenger RNA of Acomys russatus (golden spiny mouse), 727 nucleotides long. It is a transcript of the gene Cuta, whose product is annotated as cutA divalent cation tolerance homolog. Gene Ontology annotation, biological process: response to metal ion. The record is from RefSeq and is a predicted model, not a curated record. Bases 80 to 613 code for a protein of 177 amino acids. The transcript is spliced from 6 exons. NCBI's taxonomy places the organism in Eukaryota, Metazoa, Chordata, Mammalia, Rodentia, Muridae. Gene Ontology annotation, molecular function: copper ion binding.